GCUGCGGUAACCACGGUAACUAGUGGAAAUCUCGCGUGAUGAUCAUGCCUGUCGAUAGGGGUUUAUGCGAGGAAAAGUGGAAAAUCGAAUGAUUGAUGCAUUUGCAAAACGGCAAGUUAGCUAUGUUUCGGUCACCUCUCUCCGAGCAUUACAGCAAAACGUACCAAAAUUGCAGAAUUUUUCUUAGCCGGUCGCAUUUUGCUCCUACGUGCGACGUAUAAAGCCACCCAGGGGGGUUAGUGAUACGGUUGACUCUUCGCUAGCUAAAUCGUCUAGCCAUGCUAACGCUAGCUGGUUAGCUUUGUUUACAUCAAGUGCGCGCCUGGAAUCUGUUAACGGAUUUCUGACCCGGCGAAUUCAUGAUCUCGCCAGUCCGUUGUUCAGUUAAACAUCGACGAGGAUACUGGGUUGUAGAGUAGAUUGGCUCUAUGGCUAUCAUCGAUGAUCUCUUGUGCAAAACGUCCGGCUGAUGCAGUAAGCUAAUGUUAGCUACGUAAUGCUAACCUUUUAAUUAUGGGUGAUUUGCUCAUUCGAGUCAGCGUUUGCCCUUAGACUUUGUUGGAGAUGAGUAUAAUUAUAACUCUAAUAGGUCCGAAUUAACAGGAACUGUAACUGUGAUAUGAAAGAGUUCGCUGGUUAAAUGUAAUGACUGCGAACCGGUGAUGCUAACCUUAGGUAGCCACCUGCCAAGCUAGCUAACGUGCUCGUUUAGCGAUAACCGCCUCACCAUGGUCGUUGUUUCAUAUUGUAUAUAUUACUGAUUCAUGAUUAACAUCUCUUUUGACACACUGGAGUGACCGAUUGUUGCGUCGCUAGACCAGUUUGCAUCCCCUCCAUCACCCUGAGGCUGGGCUCUCUUUACGUUGCGACGAGCCGCUGGAUUUUUUUCCUUCCUCGGACCGUGUUUCCCUGAGGCUGCGGAGCACAUCGCCAUGAACCCGGUUAAUGCAACCGCUCUCUACGUGUCUGCCAGCCGGGCCGUGCUGCAGUGCGACCCGCGGCAGCCUCAUUCCUUCGCAGAGAUGUACAAACUACUGCCCUUCUUCCGAAAGUCCCUCGCAUGUCUUGUCUGUGGUAAACUGCUUCAGGAUCCGAUUUCUCAGACACAUCCAGAGUGUCAGCAUUAUGUCUGCUUGGGCUGUAAAGGCCAGAAAAUGCAGAUAAGGCCAUCAUGCAGCCGUUGUAAGGACCACUCCUCCUUCCAGGAGAACAAACAGCUCUCUUUACUGGUGCAGUGUUACAGGAAGCUCUGCUUCUAUGUAAUUCAUUCACCGUUGCUGUUGUGUGUCAGCAACCAUGUAGGAGGGUCUCCAGAGGUAAUGGCUUUGCUAGAAGAGGUGCUAUUGUCGCACAAAGACGAGAUGGAAGACCCAAGUCUAGUGCACGAAGAUGUGAAUCCCUCAGCUCCUGAGUCCCUUACGCCCACAGAGGCACCACCUGCUCCUGCAGAGCUCUCAGCUGUACCUCAGAGCUCUUCCUCUGAUCCUCCCUGUUUCAACGGACCACAGGAAUGCAAUGGAGACGUGCUGGAGGAUGUAGAUCCCUCUUCUCCUGAGCUGGAGGUAUGCGAGCUGGUAGAGGAGCAGGGACAGGCAGGCCUGUCUGUAUCCAAUACCGGUUGUGGAGGACUGGAACUGAGUCUGACCACUGGACGUUUAGCCCCAACACCAGGCACUGUGUGCUCACUCAGGGAUGGGGAUUCAAGUAGCAGGGAAGUGGAGGAGGGGGAGGUGUUGCUCCUCAGUGUGGAAGAGGUGUUACAGACAUUGGAUCCCCUUCAACCUGGUCGAGACUCUCUUCAUACACAGCCGGUUAGGACACAUACUCACACACACACAGCUAUGGACAGAGCACACACUCAGAUGUACAUACAGCUGGAUGCAGCUCACAACUACACACAGAUUCAAACAGGCAGGACUAAUACAGUGGCAGGCCAUGGUGCUCACACACAUACAUCUUCCUUUGACCCUCCUUCAGCCUCCAAGCCCCCACCAGUCCGCCUUAACCGCAAACGAUCUCAUUCAGAGAGUGACAGGGAAAAAGUGAAACCUCUCCCGAUUGCUUCUAUCCUGCAGGGCUCUUCCUCAAACUCACACACUCCUAAUCCCUCUCACACAUUGCACACACAUCCACCCACGCCUUCCCUAACAGUACCAGCACACACAUACUCAUCGCUUCCCAACGGAGCACCUCCUAAGCCCAGUCGACCUGCGCCGAACCACAAUAAAGGUGCCAGGAAACAUCCGGAGCCAAGCCCUAAGAAGCCACAUGUCAAGGCUCGCACUGGUGGCGCUUCCAAGACAAAGGAAAGAAGCAAAGACCAGCGGUUGAUGGCAGGCUGCCUGGUACCUCCAGCACCUGCGAGGCCUCCAUAUAAGAAGCCAGUGGAGAAGAAGGGCUGUAAAUGUGGAAGAGCCACUCAGAAUCCGUCUGUGUUGACCUGCAGGGGACAGCGUUGUCCCUGUUAUUCAAACCGCAAGGCAUGCUUGGACUGCAUCUGUCGAGGUUGCCAGAACUCCUACAUGGCCAAUGGUGAGAAAAAGCUCGAGGCCUUUGCAGUGCCAGAGAAGGCCUUAGAACAGACGCGGCUUACGCUUGGUAUCAACCUCACCAGCAUCACAGCAGCCGCCGCCCUCCGCAACCCGGCAACCACCAGCAUCCGCGCAAACACCCUCCUCAAUGUUGCCACCGCAACAGGGACCCCCGUUUCGACAGCUUUCCUGUCCCCCAGCCCCCCACAAGAGCCCAACUAUGAGGAGAGCCUCGAGUUGCUGAUCGGCUGAGAGGCUGGGACUCCAAAAAUAGACAGCAUGGUGCUGAUAGAAUGUGACAACUCAUCAUUGUCUGUCAGAAAACGUGUACCUACCCCAUUGAGGGGAAGGAAAUCUAAGGCAGCUAUGGGUCUGUCCUGUCCUGUAAUCUGCUUUCCUUCUGUGUCAGAAAAUGCUGAGUAGUACGACUAGCAUGGGUGUGCCAAAGCCUCCUGUAUUGUGCCUGUGUGCCAGUGUUUAUUGUUGCCUGUCUCUAGUUAACACUUAAACUCGGUUCUUAGGCUGUUCUGUACAUCACAGGUGCUUUUUUUUUUCCAUUCAUAGACCAGACAUACUCUAAGAGGCAA
Messenger RNA from Haplochromis burtoni (Burton's mouthbrooder), 3118 nucleotides. RefSeq names its product MSL complex subunit 2a (gene msl2a). The transcript has 3 exons. Bases 933 to 2783 code for a protein of 616 amino acids. The record is from RefSeq and is a predicted model, not a curated record. NCBI's taxonomy places the organism in Eukaryota, Metazoa, Chordata, Actinopteri, Cichliformes, Cichlidae. Gene Ontology annotation, cellular component: MSL complex. Gene Ontology annotation, molecular function: ubiquitin protein ligase activity.